UCUGUGCAUUCUUCCACAGGUACCAUCCGCUGGAGACAGCAUCCUUUCCGCACACAUAACACAUAUACGCGUACGUUUUCGGAGCUUCCGUAAGCGGAGUGGAUUUCUGGAAGUGUAGGGCAUGUGCGAUACGGCUCCAGAGGAUGACCCUAAAGUGGCAGAGGGGGCUGGUUUGGUGUCAGAUGGCCAGACGUCUCCCUCCGUCAGAUCUCCAGAGACUGCUGAGCUGACCCAAACUGGGGACGGUCUCCCAGGGGCAACCCUGACCUCCUACAGCCCACUGCGGGCGCUGCAUCGGCCCUGGUGCUUAGUUCUGGUGCUCAUCCUGCUGGUUCUCUCUCUCCUUUUCAGCUGGGCGGUGGUGCACCUCAGCUUGGGAGCUCGGAGCAAACCCUUCAGGAUUUCUUCUAGCUACAGCCAGCCCGGUGACAUGGAGACAGCGACCUAUGACCCCCGCUUCACCACCAACUGCACCAUACGAACCUCUCAAAACGUCACUCUUCGGGGCCGCUAUCACUGCAGAGGGGGCCGGGAGAUCAAUGUGAGCCAGCUGUGUGACUUCAACCUGACUGUCCACAAGGGGGACGAUGAGGGGGAACAUUGCCGUCUCACAGUCAGUUCCUCAAUGGCAGCUAUUGCUCGUUUGGAAGAGAGGAUUAUGGCUGGCAGCUGGUUCCAGGAAGAGGACCACAAUGGAGGGCCCAUCCAUCCAUUCCUCAAAGCCUCAGAAGCAGCUGUCCAUCCCCAGGUCCUCCACCUAAACUUCUUAACCUUGGCCUUGUUGGCCAUUGAUAGUCAGCCCAAAGGUCAGCGAGGAUCAGCCCAGGUGCGAAGCCCGCUUUUCUUCUACCCCUACUGGAACGCCCCUUGCAUGGUGAAGUUCUGGGUGUGUGGAUCUUCGAAUGGAAUGCUAUCGCUCUGGAUUGUAGAGAACAGCACGGGUCCUGAGGGUCAGAGGAGUCUCUGGAACUCAACAAGUGAAGCUAAUAUGGGGAAAGGGUGGAAACUCAUUACCCUACCACUUUUCGGUUUGGUGGAUCUAUUCUACCUGCAGUUCAGUGCUGAUAUUUCCUCGAGUGCAGGAAUUGCAUUUGCUGUGGAUAACUUCACUCUGAGCAUGGAGUGCUUCCUUGAAACCAAUGGAGAAUUUCCUCGGUGGCUCCCACAAGCCCUACACACAAGUGCUGUUCACACCGAGCAAUGA
Messenger RNA from Puntigrus tetrazona (Sumatra barb), 1204 nucleotides. RefSeq names its product ALK tyrosine kinase receptor-like. The record is from RefSeq and is a predicted model, not a curated record. Lineage: Eukaryota; Metazoa; Chordata; Actinopteri; Cypriniformes; Cyprinidae. Gene Ontology annotation, cellular component: membrane. The coding region runs from base 122 to 1204 and encodes 360 amino acids. The transcript has 8 exons.